AUUUAUUUAUUUUUUUUUUUUCUACUGAAAACAAUUGAAUUUACCACGAUGAGGGUUGUGGCUUUAAUAAGUGGUGGAAAAGAUUCUAUUUUCAGUAUAAUGCAAUGCAUUGCUGCUGGUCAUGAAGUUGUGGCUUUAGCAAAUUUAUAUCCCGUUGGGAAAGAUGAGCUGGACUCAUUUAUGUAUCAAACAGUAGGGCAUCAGGGUAUAGAAUAUAUUGGAAAAGCCAUCGGGUUACGUCUAUAUCGAGAACCUACUUUUGGCAAAUCUUGUAUGACAGAAAAAUACUAUUCUCCUACUAAAGACGACGAAGUGGAGGACCUUUACCGAUUACUCACAAAAGUCAUGGAAAAAGAAAAUAUUGAUGCUGUUGCUUCAGGUGCUAUUCUUAGUGACUAUCAAAGAAUUCGAGUAGAGAAUGUAUGUAGUAGGUUAGGGCUUAUAUCACUUGCAUAUUUGUGGCGCCGAAAUCAAGAUGAAUUACUGAAAGAAAUGAUUGAAUGUUCAUUAAAUGCUGUAUUGAUAAAAGUAGCAUGCCAAGGUCUUGAGCCUAAACACCUGGGUAAAUCAAUAUCAGAAAUGCAACAUAAUUUAACUAUACUGAAUGACAUGUACGGGGUGAACGUGUGCGGAGAAGGAGGAGAAUAUGAAACAUUUACAUUAGACUGCCCGCUCUUCAGUAAAAGCAUUGUAAUAGACGAGUACGAGAGUGUUGUUCAAUCAAAUGAAAAAAUAGCUCCCGUUGGAUAUUUAAAUUUCAAGAAAAUUAAAUUACAAGACAAAGAAGGUGACUUAGAUAAUCUAACACUUCAAGAGAGACUUAAAAACAUUCCGAUUAAAACCCCUUACGACUACAUUGCCGAAAUCGUCGGACCAGAAUUACAAGAUGGUUGUAAUCUCUCAGAUAGUGAUCAUGAAGAUAAAGAAUGCGACAAUAAAAGCAUAAAAUCAUCAAAUUCUGGGCCGUUAAAUCCACCAAGUCCAACUGAGAUAAAAUAUGAUAAUGAUGAUUAUCCUGAUAUUCCGAUUUCUAACAGAAAUCAGAACGGAUGGUAUUGGUUUGGCGGAAUUACCAGUAAAAAUGAUGAUUCUCAGCAAGCAAUGGAGGAGGCUUUAGAUAAAUUAAGCAACCUAGUAAUGAAAGAAGAAAUAGAAAUGACAAAUAUUGUCGCAGUAACACUUUAUGUUCGGGAUAUGUCAAAAUAUCCGUUAAUAAACCAAGUUUAUGCCGCAAGAUUAGGCCAAGUUAAUCCACCAGCUCGUGUUUGUAUUGAGUGUCCUUUGAAUGUUCACGUAGUUCUCGAUGCAUUGGCCUAUAAAGAAGUUGAAAAAAGUAGUGAAGAAACAGUACUGAAGAGACACACUAUGCAUGUACAAAGUAUCAGUCACUGGUCUCCUGCAAAUAUUGGACCUUACUCGCAAGCUAUACGAGUAGGACAUAUAAUCGCAGUAGCGGGACAGAUUCCGCUGGUACCUGGUAAUUUAUCAAUACCUGAUUUAAAUAUCAAACGUCAAUGUCGUCUUUCCCUGAGACACAUAAAUAGAAUAGUCAAUGCAAUGGAUUCGUCAACUCAAUUAAGAGAUAUCGUUCAAGGUAUCUGUUUUUUAACUCACCCAAGUUAUAUAGCUGAAGCACGAAAAGAAUGGGAAAAACGUACAAAUAAUGCUAUUGUUGAUUAUAUUGUUGUACCUAAUCUUCCACGUAACGCUCAUGUUGAAUGGUGCGUCUGGGCUCAUAGACAUAACAAUAGAUUUGAAUAUGAAGAAACUGGUAGAUGUGUUGGUAAUUUCAAAGUUGCAAUACGACGAAGAUGGAAUUACGAGAACGACGUUUCGGCAAUAGUUUGUUAUUUAUCGACGAGGUCGUCCAAUUCUACUGGAAACUUGGCAACGGAAACUUCUCUCAAUUCGCCUGAAUUAACUGACGCCGAAUUAAAUGAAGCUUUUGAAUAUUUAUUAGCGAAGCUGACGAAAGAAUCGCGGAAUGAAAAUCCAACGUGUAGUUUGAGAAUUUUUUAUAAAAUUGGUAGCUCACCGGUACCUUCUACAAUACAAAGGGUUCUUAGUAAUUUUUCAAGUAGAAAUCUAGUCACGACUAUGAUACCAACUAUUCACUUACAUAAUUUUAGUACUUUUUUGUCUGUUUGUGGUAUUAGACACGAAUAA
This is a messenger RNA of Cotesia congregata, 2166 nucleotides long. The record is from the annotation of a GenBank genome assembly. Lineage: Eukaryota; Metazoa; Arthropoda; Insecta; Hymenoptera; Braconidae.